Dioscorea cayenensis subsp. rotundata (Guinea yam) is the source of this 1282-nucleotide messenger RNA. RefSeq names its product ribosome-binding factor PSRP1, chloroplastic. Gene Ontology annotation, biological process: negative regulation of translational elongation; primary metabolic process. Gene Ontology annotation, molecular function: ribosomal small subunit binding. The transcript has 4 exons. NCBI's taxonomy places the organism in Eukaryota, Viridiplantae, Streptophyta, Magnoliopsida, Dioscoreales, Dioscoreaceae. The coding region runs from base 104 to 1072 and encodes 322 amino acids. The record is from RefSeq and is a predicted model, not a curated record. Gene Ontology annotation, cellular component: cytosolic small ribosomal subunit.
AAAUUUAUUUAUAAUAUUAAUAAUAAUAAAACCGGUUAUGAACUUGUGAUCUCUUCCUCGUUCCCCAUCGUUCGCAUCUCAUCGACCUCCAAAGCUCUCUUCAAUGGCGGCCGUCGCCUGGGCGACUACUCAAACCGUUCUCCAAUCCCGCUUCCAUUGCUGCUGCUCUUCAUCCUCUUCUCCUUCCUCUCCUCCCUCUUUCACCCAAUUCAAAACCCUAGCCCCGGCAAAUGCAUCCCCGAAGCUCAGAUCCGAGUUCCUCGGCGCCACAUUCCGGAUUGAUGCAUACCAGCUUGAGAGAUCCUUCUCCUCUUCCUUCUCUGUUCGAAUGUCCUGGGACGGAGCCCUCUCCUCCGUUCGCCUCAUCAUCCAGGGCCGGAAUCUUGAGUUGACAGAGGCCGUGAAGAAGCAUGUUGAGGAUAAGGUCGGCAAGGCCGUGCAGAAGCACAGCCACCUGGUUCGCGAGGUCGAUGUGCGGCUCUCCAUUCGCGGCGGGGACUUCGGGAAGGGCCCUAAACUCCGGAGAUGCGAGGUCACUCUGUUCACCAAGAGACAUGGGGUGGUGCGAGCGGAGGAGGACGCGGAGACGCUGUACGGGAGUAUAGACUUGGUCUCCUCGAUCAUACAGAGGAAGCUGAGAAAGAUUAAGGAGAAGGAGUCGGACCAUGGCCGGCAUAUGAAAGGGUUCAGCCGGCUCAAGGUUCGGGAGCCGGAGCUCCGGCAAGUGGAAGGGGAGGUGAAGAGUGAGGAGAAAGAAGAGUAUCCUGAGCUCCUUCAGCCGGUUUCAGUCGAAGAGGAUAAGGAGGAUAUCGUUAGUGAGGUUGUUCGCACAAAAUAUUUUGAGAUGCCACCAUUGACUGUAAUGGAGGCAAUGGAACAGUUAGAAAAUGUCGAUCAUGAUUUCUAUGCCUUCAGAAAUGAUGAAACAGGUGAGAUAAAUAUCUUGUACAAACGAAAAGAUGGCGGCUAUGGGCUGAUAAUACCAAAAGAAGAUGGGAAGGUUGAGAAGCUUGAAAAAUUGGCAGCUGAUUCCAUGAGAGAACCCUCAGUUGCAGAGCAGAUCAGCGGAUGAUUGUACUACACUGUAUGCACAAAUGCUACAAUCGGCAUGUUCCCUAGUUCAUCCUUUCUUCCAACUUUUGUGAGUGUCUAACUACUGUGAGCACAUUAUGGAUAAUUUGUAAGUUGUGAAGGUUCCCUAUUAAUGUAUGGCCAAGAGCACAGAAUUUCUUAAAUAGAAAGAAAGGCUCCAGAAAUUCCAAAACAACCAUGAGAUUACACA